CAAACAUGGCCGACCGUGAGAAGCGCCGAUCUACCGGCUCCGGGACGUCUCCCGCAGCAAUAGUGGCCGAGCCAGGCCCGAGUUCCAAAUCCUCCGGAACUGGGAGCGACCGCGAGUUCCUGGCGCAGGCCGGCGUAGGUGAGCUGCUUCGCGGUGCCCUGUUAAAGAUGGUGGAGGCCCGACCGGACGACCCCGUCGGCUUCCUGGCCGACCAUUUCAGCAGCCUGGCUGCCGCAGUGAUGGAGAACAGCGGCCAAGACUCGAAGGACCUGCGUGUGAGCGAUGCUCCGUCGGGUGAAGAAGGAGGAGGAAGCGCCCGGAAUCAGCAGCGACUCAAUCGGGCGCUGUGGCACCUGCGACUGGCCCACCAUUCGCAAAGUUCUGCAUUUUGCAACAACGUCAGAGUGGCUUACGACCUCCUGAGCCUGGCGGCACCUAUCGGGCAUACGGAUGAUGGUGACCCUUUGAGGGUUGCGGGUGGCGGGGUCAGCGGUGGCCUGUACACACAAACCCUGCGAUGCUUGUGCGACGAGGGCGGCGUCCCGGCCUCCACUUCCGCCCCGCUGCUGUGCCGCCUCCACUGUCACGACCACGAGGCCGUCCCUUACGGCGUUUUCCAUCAUGGUGUGCUGACGUGCGCUGUUUUCUCUGACUACAUCCGCCAAGCGCAGCGGCUCUACGCCCAGGUGUGUCAGCCGGACGAGGGUCUGGCUUUGCGGGGCCCGUGCCUGGCCGUGCUGAGUGCCCUGAGGGAGGCUUUGGAGAUGUCGCAUGAUGCCGACCCCCCCAACGUCAAGGCGCUUCGUCGCCUGGAGGCCAGUGCCAAGAUGUCGCCGCACCAACUGGCGCACGCCAUGACUGAAGCGCAGGCGCGAGGCCCAGCCGGCCACAUGGACGCCAAGGAGUUUGAGAACGCCGCCGCGGAACUCUUUAUCUCUCGAGUGAAAGUCGUCUCCUAGCUGACAAUUAUAGACAUUUGCUUGUUCAUAA
This is a messenger RNA of Syngnathus acus (greater pipefish), 990 nucleotides long. RefSeq names its product tubulin polyglutamylase complex subunit 1 (gene tpgs1). Lineage: Eukaryota; Metazoa; Chordata; Actinopteri; Syngnathiformes; Syngnathidae. The record is from RefSeq and is a predicted model, not a curated record. The transcript is spliced from 2 exons. Bases 6 to 959 code for a protein of 317 amino acids. Gene Ontology annotation, biological process: protein polyglutamylation. Gene Ontology annotation, molecular function: microtubule binding.